This is a messenger RNA of Knipowitschia caucasica, 1341 nucleotides long. The record is from the annotation of a GenBank genome assembly. Lineage: Eukaryota; Metazoa; Chordata; Actinopteri; Gobiiformes; Gobiidae.
AUGUACACGAUCCGGAUGGCGUUUUGUAUUUGCAGCGUCCGCUCUGGCCUCGCCCGCCGGAUUCCUCUCACAAAGUGGGGACUCCAGCCGCGACUUGGAAUUCUGGCCGUCCUCCCCGCGGCUCACAGACUCUCGCCGACAAGCGCAGAGAAUGCAGAUGAGUGCUCUCUGAGACCUGACUCCCUCAGACCCCCACUCCCUCAGACCCUCACUCCCUCAGACCCCCACUCCCUCAGACCCUCACCCUCUCAGACCCCCACUCCCUCAGGACCCUCACCCUCUCAGACCCCCACUCCCUCAGACCCUCACCCUCUCAGACCCCCACUCCCUCAGACCCUCACCCUCUCAGACCCUCAUCCCCUCAGACCCUCACCCUCUCAGACCCUCACCCUCUCCAGACCCUCACUCCCUCAGACCCUCAUCCCCUCAGACCCUCACCCCCUCAGACCCUCACUCCCUCAGACCCCCACUCCCUCAGACCCUCACCCUCUCAGACCCCCACUCCCUCAGACCCUCACCCUCUCAGACCCUCACCCCCUCAGACCCUCACUCCCUCAGACCCCCACUCCCUCAGACCCUCACCCCCCUCAGACCCCCCACUCCCUCAGACCCUCAUCCCCUCAGACCCUCACCCUCUCAGACCCUCACCCUCUCAGACCCCCACUCCCUCAGACCCUCACCCUCUCAGACCCUUACCCUCUCAGACCUGACUCCCUCAGACCCUCAUCCCCUCAGACCCUCACUCCCUCAGACCCCCACUCCCUCAGACCCUCACCCUCUCAGACCCCCACUCCCUCAGACCCUCACCCUCUCAGACCCCCACUCCCUCAGACCCUCACCCUCUCAGACCCUCACCCCCACAGACCCUCACUCCCUCAGACCCCCACUCCCUCAGACCCUCACCCCCUCAGACCCUCACCCUCUCAGACCCUCACUCCCUCAGACCCUCACCCUCUCAGACCCUCACCCCCACAGACCCUCACCCUCUCAGACCCUCACCCCCUCAGACCCUCACCCCCACAGACCCUCACCCUCUCAGACCCUCACCCCCUCAGACCCUCACUCCCUCAGAACCUCACCCCCUCAGACCCUCACUCCCUCAGACCCUCAUCCCCUCAGACCCCCCCCCCCCCCCCCUCACCCACAGUCCAGUUGCUGCUGACCACUCCUCCAGAUGGAGUCCAAAUGAAACAUGACAGGAGCUGGUCAGGGCUGGUCGGAGGUGUGUGGGCCUCCCCCCUGCCUCACCCCUCCCUCCCCCCUGCCUCCCCCCUGCCUCACCCCUCCCUCCCCCCUGCCUCCCCCCUCCCUCACCCUCUCCUACACAUGUCCUGCAGCUGA